AUGACUGAAACAUGUAGUGCCAUUCUUCAAGGUAUGAAAAUCCCAGUGAAAAGGAAAGAUAUGGGAUCAGUUACUAUUCCAUGCACUAUUGGUGAUAGAAAAUACAAGAACGCUCUGAUUCACUUAGGAGUAAAUGUAAGCUUGAUGCCACUAUCCAUCUACAAGAAAUUAGGCAUUGGCACCGUUCAAGAUACUCGGAUGACACUUCAGUUUGUUGAUCGCUCUGUUAGGCGACCAUAUGGAAUUGUGGAAGACGUUCUUGUAAAAAUUGGAAAGUUUGUUUUCCCAGUUGACUUCAUCAUUCUGGAAAUGCCCGAAGAUAAGGAGAUUCCUCUCAUAUUGGGCAGACCAUUCUUGGAGAUAGGACGAUGUAUGAUAGACAUAGAGGAAGGAACAAUGACCCUCAAAGUCUAUGAUGAAGAUCUAAAGAUAGAUGUGCGGAACACGAUGCAAUACAAAGAUGAUAGUGGCACAAGCCACACUAUAGAGAUGAUAGAUCAAGUAAUUGCUCAAGAAAUUGAAAAGAAAAUGCCUCAGUCAUUGUUAGAACGUGUUUUGAGUCUAUAG
Messenger RNA from Lathyrus oleraceus (garden pea), 567 nucleotides. RefSeq lists its product as uncharacterized. Gene Ontology annotation, molecular function: aspartic-type endopeptidase activity. The transcript has a single exon. The record is from RefSeq and is a predicted model, not a curated record. NCBI's taxonomy places the organism in Eukaryota, Viridiplantae, Streptophyta, Magnoliopsida, Fabales, Fabaceae. Gene Ontology annotation, biological process: proteolysis. The coding region runs from base 1 to 567 and encodes 188 amino acids.